AUGGCUGCAGGCGUCAUCCGGCCGCUGGCCGAGCUGCGGCUGCCCUCACCCUUCCCGCACGGCCUGUUGCUGCCCGUGCGCCCCGAGCCCGACUUCCCCGACCUCUCCGAGGAAGAGGAGGAGGACGAGGACGAGGAUGAAGAGGAGGCAGCAGAGGAGAGCACGAGGCUGGAGCCAGCCGUCCCCAGCACUGCCGAGCCCACACUGCAGCUCCUCCGGUUCUCAGAGCUCAUCAGCUGUGACAUCCAGCGGUACUUCGGCCGGCAGGGCCAGGACGAGGCCGCCGGCAGCCAUGGCAUGUCUGAGGACUGCGGCUCACCGCGGCACACCGAGCCCGAGGCGCCGCGGGGCAGCCCCGGGGCUGUGCACAGGCUGGGGCCGCUGGCCGAGCUCUUCGAGUACGGCGUGCACCGGUGUCUGCCGCCCCGGGCGGCCAGCGGCAAGACACAGCGGCUGGAGAGGAAGUACGGCCACAUCACCCCCAUGCACCGCAGGAAGCUGCCGCCCUCCUUCUGGAGGGAGCCGGGCCCCGGCACCACCGGCCUCCUCCACACCGGCACCCCCGACUUCAGCGACCUCCUGGCCCACUGGACGGUGGAGCUGGGGCCGGAGCUGGGUGCCGGGCGGGAGCUGCAGCCGGAGCUGGGCCGCCCAGGGCUGGAGGCCGAGCCCUUUGCCGGGCUGUGA
Molecule: messenger RNA, 687 nt
Organism: Melopsittacus undulatus (budgerigar)
Lineage: Eukaryota; Metazoa; Chordata; Aves; Psittaciformes; Psittaculidae
Gene: PERCC1
Product: proline and glutamate rich with coiled coil 1
Exons: 1
Coding region: 1-687 (228 amino acids)
Source: RefSeq, a predicted model, not a curated record